This is a messenger RNA of Sitophilus oryzae (rice weevil), 1606 nucleotides long. RefSeq lists its product as uncharacterized. Gene Ontology annotation, cellular component: nucleus. Gene Ontology annotation, molecular function: DNA binding. NCBI's taxonomy places the organism in Eukaryota, Metazoa, Arthropoda, Insecta, Coleoptera, Curculionidae. The record is from RefSeq and is a predicted model, not a curated record.
CCCAGUCAUUGGCCGUUUCCAAUUUCUUUACUAAUUAUUGGCCACCAACAAAAAAACCUUAUUAUUAAGGUUUUGACGCUAUAAAGCAUAGGUUAUUUUGUUUUGAGCAAAAUCUGGCAACUUCGGUUUAUUGCUAGCUUGAGUAGGGAAAUAUAUUCCCGCCAAUUCCGUUCAGUAACCAACUUUGUUUUACUGUGGUUCACCGCCGAGUUGAUCCUCCUGGUCAAGAAAAGGAGAUUUGCUAAGAGUUGCCCAUAUUGGUUUUGGAUCUAAAAUUUACAAAAAAACAUGCCAAAAAUUAUAUCUGGCGAAAAGUAUCAGAAAAAAUAUGACGAAGAAAACUUACAGAAAGCUUUACGGGAAGUUUAUAAUGGAUUGCCACUGAGAGAAGUUGCAAGACGUUUUGGUAUUCCACGAGCUACCCUACAAUUUAGAAGGAGUCAGAAAUUUGUUAAAACAAGUUUUGGUCCAAAUCCAAUUUUGUCUUAUGAUGAGGAAAAAAUUUUAGUAAAAUGGAUAUCUGAAAACCACAAACGCGGAUUUCCCUGUCGAAAGGAAAACAUUCAGGAAUCAGUAAAAGAAUUUCUUGACAAAAAUCCUAGAGAAAAUCCAUUUGUUAACAAUCGUCCCGGCGAGGCGUGGUAUAAAGCUUUCUUACGAAGAAAUCCAGAAAUAACUAUUCGUACAGCAGAAGCAGUAACUGCAGCUAGCGCCAAUGUCUCAGAAAAUGACAUAAGAAGAUGGUUUACACAAAUAGAGGAGUUUUUACAGGAGAAAAAUUUAAUGGACGUUUUUCAAGACCCAGACCGUAUAAUGAAUGCUGAUGAGACUUGCUUCUUUCUUUGUCCCAAGAAUACUAAAGUACUUGCUCCAAAAGGGGCAAGAAAUGUUUAUGAAAUGGAACAUGCGUCAUCUAAAACUACUUUAACGGUGAUGUUCACUUUUAGAGCCUCUGGGAAAGUAACGCCUCCGAUGAUAAUCUACCCGUACAAAAGACUUCCCAUGAAUGUUGCAAAAUCAAUUCCUGGGGAAUGGGGAAUAGGUCUUUCUGACACAGGCUGGAUGAAGGCGGAAAUCAUGUGUGAUUACAUUGAAAACGUUCUAUAUCCACAUUUGAAAAAUAGUAAUACCACUUUUCCAGUAAUUUUAUUCUUAGAUGGACAUAGUACGCAUUUAACAUAUAAACUCAGCUGUUUGUGUAAAAGGCUUGAAAUAGUCUUAAUAUGUUUGUAUCCAAACUCAACGAGAUUACUCCAACCGGCAGAUGUGGCUGCUUUUAAGCCUAUAAAGAAUGGAUGGAAAAAAGCAGUAAUCGAGUGGAGAAGAGAUCAUCCAUUGGAAUCAUUAACCAAGGAACAUUUCGCACCUGUAUUAAAAUUAGCCAUAGAUCGAUGUGCCAAAUCCCAAACAAUAAAGAAUGGAUUUAGGGCAACUGGGUUGUAUCCAUGGGAUGUGAAUUCAAUAGACUUUUUCAAGUGUUUGGGGGGCCAAAACAAGCCAGCUAAUACCAACAAAGAAACAGAAUCAGAGAAACUAGCAACCAGAUACAUAAGCCAAGAAGAGUUCGUGCGUAUUGUUGGAAAUAAUAUAAUAGACGAGUUUAAAA